AGAUUUUAGUUAAAAAUUGUCACUUGAGUUUCAGAAUCGUAACGAUGAGUUUGAAGUUGUUUAUAUUAUUUGUGGUGUUUUUUGCUUUCAUUGCCUCUUCUCUGGCUUUUAAAAAUCCUGAAUGCGGGGAGCCACAUUCAAAAAAUGGUGUCGAGGCCCCCAACGGACGUAUCAUGGUCUGUAUGGCAAAAAGUACACGAUGGUCCUACGAUGCGGAGGCAAACAAAUGUGUCAGCUUUAACUAUGGAGGAUGCGGUGGAAACAGGAAUAGUUUUGGAAGCCUACAACAAUGUGAGGCAACUUGCCUAGAAUAAAUAUUUAUUUCUAUUGCUGUAAUAGAUAUGUUAAAUUUGUUAAUGUUAAUAUUGCCAAAUGCUAA
Molecule: messenger RNA, 379 nt
Organism: Drosophila innubila
Lineage: Eukaryota; Metazoa; Arthropoda; Insecta; Diptera; Drosophilidae
Product: male accessory gland serine protease inhibitor-like
Exons: 2
Coding region: 45-314 (89 amino acids)
Molecular function (GO): serine-type endopeptidase inhibitor activity
Source: RefSeq, a predicted model, not a curated record